This is a messenger RNA of Funneliformis caledonium, 140 nucleotides long. The record is from the annotation of a GenBank genome assembly. NCBI's taxonomy places the organism in Eukaryota, Fungi, Glomeromycota, Glomeromycetes, Glomerales, Glomeraceae.
GAAGUAUUAGAACGAACACCUUCACGAAGGGAGUAUUAGAACGAAAACCUCCACGAAAGGGAGUAUUAGUAUCACUUUCACGAAGGAGUAUUAGAACGAACACCUCCACGAAGGGAGAAUUAGAACGAAAACCUCCAUGA